Drosophila gunungcola (fruit fly) is the source of this 930-nucleotide messenger RNA. RefSeq names its product tyrosine-protein phosphatase non-receptor type 23. Bases 283 to 900 code for a protein of 205 amino acids. Lineage: Eukaryota; Metazoa; Arthropoda; Insecta; Diptera; Drosophilidae. The record is from RefSeq and is a predicted model, not a curated record. The transcript is spliced from 2 exons.
CAAUUAAGUUGUCAACCGAUUAAAGCAGAAAAUCGUUGACAAAUAUUUUCCUAAACAUGGACAAAAAAACCGAAUUACAAGGUGACCGAACGCGACUUGGACAUCCGGUCGGAUCUUGAGUUUGUGGACAGCCUGGUAAAGGAUCUUCGCUUGGAGGUGGAGCCGCAAGCUCGUGGUGUUAUUCUAGAUCUGGCUUACACUUUGGCCAGGGACAAACUGGUUGAGGCGCAACGCUUCGCCAAGCUGGCCAAUCGCUCCAACGUUAGUGUCGAGGAUCUGGAGAUGGCGGACCUGGAGCGCACCGACGAGCUGAUGAGGCGUCCCCGCCAGCAGUCGCUGAAGAACCUGCUUCCCGCCCAGGCAUCCCUGCCCUCGCCCAGUCUGACCCGGGGCCUAAUGCUGCCCACCUUGCGCCACUGUCAAGUGGGCAUGACCGCCGAGCUGAAGGGCAAGGGCACUGAGCCCCAACCACAACCCCAACCGCAAGCCCAGCCCCAACCACAAGCCCAGCCCCAACCACAAGCCCAGCCCCAACCACAAGCCCAAGUCCAACCACAAGCCCAAACCCGACCGAACCCGUGGAUUGGACUGGCCCCUAAUCCUGUGGCACCUGCUGCCGCAGUCUUGGUCAUGGCACCUGCGGGUCGUACCGCUGCACGUUCCCAAUCUCGUCCGAGUCGUCCUAUUUCGACUCUUCCGGUCAUAAGUUCCACCUCGGCCGUAGUGGCCUCUACUCCUGGUGCUCGACCCAGUGGCAAUCCGGCAGGCGUGGCUUUCUCAACUCCGAUGGCAGCCAGUAGAAGACCCCCGACGCCAUUUAAGCCAAGUUCUUCGGCGAUUAACGCCCCUGGACCUUCAGGAGCAAAUCCACCGAACAAAAAACCACGCAUGCUAAAUUAAAAUCGAAAUAAAGGAGGACGCAGAACACAU